Messenger RNA from Larimichthys crocea (large yellow croaker), 8089 nucleotides. It is a transcript of the gene nova1, whose product is annotated as NOVA alternative splicing regulator 1. The coding region runs from base 742 to 2247 and encodes 501 amino acids. Gene Ontology annotation, molecular function: RNA binding. The record is from RefSeq and is a predicted model, not a curated record. The transcript has 4 exons. NCBI's taxonomy places the organism in Eukaryota, Metazoa, Chordata, Actinopteri, Sciaenidae.
GCUCAGGGGUUCAAAAAAGAAAAAGAAAAAGUCAAACUGAAGUAUAAAACGAGGACAAACUAAUGAAACAUCUUUAACAGACAGUGAGCUGACAUGGAAAAGCUCCUCGCCUCACAUCAGAUCAGAUCUUGGCUUGCCUGGCCUCGUCUUUCGGCCGGUCAGUGGCACUGUAGUCCUCCGUGGAGCUCCCAAACUCUAUUUCUUCCCCUCUUGCACUACAAAAGGCAACAAUAACAACAGCCGCACUUAUCACACAGGAGGACUUCAGCAGAGAAACAUGACGUGAAGAUGACUUGAGACCUCCUCGAAGCUGUUGCACUUGUUUUUUAAAUGGCUGGUCUCCUCUCACACUGAGCUGCUGCUUUAUUUUAAGGCGCGGGUUGUUUUUGCGCGUCAACAAUAAGGAGCAUGCCGUUGGAGCGGUGGACGGUGUGUGCGCGUUAAAUGAGCGCAUUUCACUCAAUGGGAUUUUUAUAUUUAGCUCCGUGAAAGAGGCAGAGAGAGAGGAGGGGGGGACGACAGCGACGAGCAAGCGGAAAGAGGAGACCCUGAUCCCGGUGUUGUCUGACAUUUUGAUCCCUUUGAGAGCGUUUCGAGACACCCAAAACUUGUCGUUCAUAUCGCGGUGCGCGUAAUCGGGAUAUGUGGUAGUGUGAGGGCGCUGUGUGUGUGUGUGCGUGUGUGUUUGUGUGUGUGUGAGGGCAAUAGCGCAAAUUUAUCUACAGCUCCGGAGGAAAAAAGAUGAUGAUGGCCGGUGGUGGAGGAGCAGCCGUGGAGCAUAACGGGAUAUACUCAAAUCCGAACCUCCACAGCCUGCAGCAGCCCCUCAUGGACGCGGAUAACGCGGACUCCCGCAAACGACCGCUGGAAACUCCGGCGGAGGAGGCCGGCUGUACCAAGCGCACCAACAUUGGAGAGGAGGGUGAGUACUUCCUGAAGGUGCUGAUCCCCAGCUAUGCAGCCGGCUCUAUAAUUGGCAAGGGCGGCCAGACCAUCGUACAACUGCAGAAAGAGACGGGUGCCACCAUUAAGCUGUCCAAAUCCAAAGACUUCUACCCAGGAACAACAGAACGUGUCUGUCUGAUACAGGGUACAGUCGAAGCCCUCAAUGGCGUCCACAACUUUAUUGCGGAGAAAGUGCGCGAGAUGCCCCAGAGCGCCCAGAAACCCGAGCCAGUCAGCAUACUGCAGCCACAGACCACCGUCAACCCCGACCGCGUCAAACAGGCCAAAUUGAUCGUGCCCAAUAGCACAGCUGGGCUGAUCAUUGGCAAGGGUGGUGCCACAGUGAAGGCAGUGAUGGAGCAGUCAGGGGCUUGGGUGCAGCUCUCCCAGAAGCCAGAAGGCAUCAACCUGCAGGAGCGAGUGGUGACCAUCAGUGGGGAGCCCGAACAGAACCGCAAGGCUGUGGAAAUCAUAGUGCAGAAGAUCCAGGAGGACCCUCAGAGCAGCAGCUGCCUGAACAUCAGCUAUUCCAACGUCUCUGGCCCAGUGGCCAACUCCAACCCCACCGGCUCCCCCUACGCUAACACGGCCGAGGUGCUGCCCAAUGCAGCCGCAGCGGCUGCCACUGCCUCCAGCCUUCUGGGCCAGGCUGGCUUGACGGGAAUGGGCGCCUUCCCCGCCGCCAUGUCCAGCUUCUCUGGCAACGAUCUGCUGGCCAUCACCUCAGCCCUCAACACCCUGGCCAGCUACGGCUACAACACUAACACCCUGGGCCUGGGCCUCAACCCUGCAGCUGCUUCUGGGGUCCUCGCUGCAGUAGCAGCCAGUGCUAACCCGGCUGCUGCUGCUGCAGCUAACCUGUUGGCCUCCUACGCCAGCGAUGCAUCCGGCAGUGCUGGCCACCCUGCAACAGGCCUCGGGGGGUUCUCCCUGGGUUCUCUAGCAGCUGCUACAGGGGCUUCCAAUGGUUACCUAAAUGCUUCAUCCCCACUGAUGGCCUCAUCCCUACUGGCAACAGAGAAGCUUGCAGAUGGGGCCAAGGACGUGGUUGAGAUUGCUGUGCCCGAGAAUCUGGUCGGUGCCAUUUUGGGGAAAGGAGGGAAAACGCUGGUAGAGUACCAGGAGCUAACAGGGGCCCGCAUCCAGAUCUCCAAAAAGGGAGAGUUCAUUCCUGGUACUCGGAACCGUAAAGUUACCAUAACAGGGUCGCCAGCCGCUACGCAAGCAGCGCAGUAUCUGAUCAGCCAGCGGAUCACGUACGAGCAGGGCGUGCGCGCUACCAACCCACAAAAGGUGGGCUAAAAGGAAAAAGAAGAGGAAAAGAAGGAAAGGAUGAAGACAGAGAUAGAAGGGAAUUGAGAGGGUCACGAUGAAUAGAAAAAAGAAACGUCCAAAUAUCUGUUUAAUAUUUCAGUAUCAAAUGAGAGAAUCACAAAGGAGGAGGUGGGGGAGACAACCAAGAUAAGUGUGUGUGAUAUGUGAAUGUGUUUUUAGGACUGACGUCCUGAUGUUUUUUAAAAGUUUGUGUCGAGUCCUUUUGACGAUGGUGAUCAGAGUAAGCUGAACUGGUCCACUGCCAAGCUGCAGAUUCAAGGGUGAGGCCGCAGGGUUUCACCCUCCUCCAAAACCUCAUAGCUGUUUUAUUUCCUUUGUUCUGUUUGGGUUGUGUUGGUUUUAAUUUCAGUUGCAAACCUCAGCUCCCGGCGAGUUGAGCAUAUCAGAUGAAGUUCCAGCCAGCUGAUAGAGCUGUUUUACAAACCUUGCUCUUUGUAUACAAUGCAGAAGGCAUUGUUAACAGGGGAGAGGUUUUAUGACAAGCACCUGAGGUCAUCUCAGUCAAUGGGGAAGCAAUCUGAGUAUAAUUUCUUUAAAGAAAUCAUAUCUAUGUUGACAUAUGUUUCUGAUUCUGGCUCAUAUCAUAAUUGAAGUUUCUAAAUUUGGGUAUUUUAUAUAUUUUCAUCCUUUAUUUAUUGACAUGGUCUCAUUCAAACACAAAUAGAUUAUUUAAACCUGUGAAUGCAGGUUGAUCUGAAUGUAAAAACAAUAUUAGCCUAUCGCUAUUUUUCAUUUACAGGGAUCAAAUAUUGUGUUGCAGUGAAAGAAAUGUAUAACUCAAACCCAGUCUGAACUUCACUGUUGCUGUCUGCAAGUAUAGUUCAGGGGUUAAAUAAUCAAUGUGAGAGGAUAGAGGAGACACACAGGAAUGUAUAAAUAUAUUUUACAUGAACACACAUAGAUAAUGCUCCCACAAACCCACAAACGCUGAAACAUAUUUGCAUAUUCAGUCACAAAUACAAACACACAGAAAUAUGUUGUUCUUUAACCCGUUCUUGGUGCUAUAGAAUUAGGUUUAUAUCUCCUUUACCAUGAAAUCAGAACCUCUCUGGCGACUACUCUCUUUAACUUGAUGUAAAAAAAAUAAAAAAGAAAAAAGAGCUGAUGUGUCGUCCAGCCAUUAGUAGCCCAUUUGGAUCUGACCCACCCUCUCACCUAAUGAAAAAGGAUUGAUUUCAGCAUUUCAUGAUGAAAAGCAAUCCAGUCUUAAGAAGUCCAUCCUCACUCCCAUUGCAGGUCUUUUUUUUUUUUUGUAUUUAUUUUAAAACAAUUGGCCAUAGUGGACAAAGAUUUUACCUGACAAUGUUUUUGCCUUAGUCACACAUUUGUUGUAACUCCCGAGAAUUAACUUAAAGCUCAGACUACCUUGACGCAGUGUCUAAACCAGUUCAGUUCGCAAAGAGAACAAAGCACUACAAAAAGCAUUUUGAUAAGAAAAGCUGUAUGAACCAAUAUCUGUGAACAAAGAAACUAUUGCCUUUACAUUAAGGGUACCAAAUAGUCAAGAGACAUACACUAAUGAAAGGGAAGUAGAGUGACACUUGAAAAGAAGGUUUGGACUCGCUUUUUCUGCGAGCCAUCCUUCCUAAUUUGCAUCAAGACAAAAAAAAAAAAUAGAAAAGUGGGAAAAAAAAAAAAGCGAUUCUGCAGUUCAUCCAGGCAGCCUGUUAUCGUUCCCAAAACACGUUAACGCUCUCUAACUUCGGGUGGAGCAUGUAAUAAAACAUCAUGAAAUGUUUUGGCAUCGUUGUCUUUUAUGGGCAAUUGUUUGUCUAAUGCAGGGAGGCUAAUUGUCUAGAGCAUUUCCAAGCACUCGAAGAUUACCUUGGCUUCCUUCUGUGCUGCUAUCCAUGGUGUUCAUCCUGAGUACACUGGGUCUCUGAAGACUGCACUGUGAGACAUUAAGAACACAAUGUAAAGCGUGUCUGUCCCUGCUGGGAUGUGAGUAUAUUUUAAUGUGCACAUCUAUGUCACAUACACAAAAAAAAAAACUACCAAUACUGACAGAAGGGAUAUCUCCACAAGAGCAUUUAUACUCCAGCGUCUUGUGAUGUUUCUGUUUACCAGUACCAAUGCACUGCACUUAAAUUAGCGGACAUUUUUCUGAUCAGCGAACCACAAAUUAUUCCCACCACAUUUUUUCCUGCACUGUAUUCUCCAGUCCUUAUUGACGUCCACCUCCCCGCUCUAAAGACAUCUUUCAAGUGCCCCGUCCCCCCACUCCCCCAAUCAACCCAAGCUCUAUGAUCAGCUUUCUGAAUUGCACGGCUGUGAGGGUUGGUGCUGAGUAGCGUCCAAGAAAAAAAAACACAAAUCAGAACCACUCCCGUUUUUUGGGGAAAUUUAACGAAUAGCCUUUUCAUUUUUCAUAAUUCAUGUUCGAAAGCAGACGGAUUUGCAGGUGUCUGAAACAGGUCUUUGUGUCUGAACAUUAUGUGUGGCAAUUGCAACAGUGAGCCUUUCUUCCUAACUGAAAUCUCUCCUUUCACUACGUGUCUGGAAGGCUUCACAGUCAUCCAUAACUACAAUCGGGCCACUAAUGAAAUCAUAGCAUAAGAUAACCUUUUACUGCCCAAGGUUUUAGCAUAUAAUAAGAUACAAGCACAAAAACAAAGGGAUGUUUUAUCAAUGCAACUGGACUGCUUGACUGCAGAGAGCUCUCCUUCUAAGCUCUCUGAUCUAUACAUUGUGCCAAAUACUAUUUCUCUCUGCCCCUCAUUAACUUUCCUCUUUCUCUCAACAUUUUAUUCCCCCUGCAUGUUGCUGUUUCUCACCCCUCUUGAGAUUCCUCCUGUGUCCUAAAAACCCUGUCUGUGGUUCUUCCUUCACUGUGCUCUCCCCCUCUUUCUCCUUCCUCCUGUCUUGUCUUCUCAUGGGCGGUGUGUUGGGUGUGCUGCUGGUGGGAGUUAUGCACUAUAGGUCAUAAGGGUAUGAAAAUAUUUUCCCAGGCCGUAGAGUUCACAAGGCUUAAAAAUGCACAGAAAACACCUGCCUCCAAAACUGUGACACCCACAAGACCAACCAGCAACGUUAGCUCAAAGUAUCAAAUUCCCUCUAUAAGAAGAACAAGUAGGAUUUAGAAAAGCUUAGACCGUGAACUUUGGCCUUUUUAAGGGAAGAGAAAGUGUCGUUUUUUUCUUCCAAAAGAAGGCAAAUCUUGGUUGAAUAAAUAUUCAUAUGUUGGCUGAACAAACUGAGCUCAAGUCUCAGCCUCAAAACAAAGCAUAGAAAGGACAGAAUGCAUAAGAUAGCGAGUGUAAGGUGGAAACUUGUUCGUGACCUCAAGCCGAAACAAUGACAUCCUUUAUGCAUAUCCUCUUAUCUGAAAAAUGACUAGAAUUCAUUUCUGUGGAAUACAAUAUGUCAUGUCAUAUGAUCUAUAUGUACUUUAUUGUAGCUAUUCUAGUUUGUAGUCCAAAUGCAGUCCAGCGUUGUCGAUACAAUGUGAACUAUGUUAUAUUUGUGUGGAUGAUGAGAGUGCCAACUAAGCCUGAUUAAGAUUAGCUUCGCGAUUUGUUUGUGCAUUAUGAUGACUCAUCAUCAACCGGUGGUGUCCAUAUUUCUGUCAUUGAUGAUUUAGUUUGACAGUAAGAAAAUGUAAAGAAUAUUGGAAGCAAUAUAGUAGCAUGUUGUCCUGUUUUGUGUUUUAUGUCUGUUGUAUGAACCUUUGAAAUUACUAAGAUUUUGAAUGAAUAGGUUUACAUGUACUUUUUGUAAGUUAUGAAAAUGCUGCUAUUUGAUAAGUAAACUAUACAAAAUAUUUUAGUUGAAAAGAUGUCUGGUCUGUUGAUUAGAAACAUGCUCUGAAAGGCUGGAGCAUAAAACGAGGUGUAUAGAAUACUAUACAGUAUUGGUAAGAUAGCAAAAGUAAUAAUAGACUCCAUAGUACAACCUGUGCCAAACUAGACCUCCGCAGCUUCUGAAAUUGUAGAUGUGCGAUCAAAUGUUAGAUAUCAAUAACUUGUUUAGAAGUGCUGAUCAAGUGCCAAUCAAACACUGUCUUUUAAGUUAAGAAAAGAUAAUCAAAUACAUUACUUAAGAAAACAAAGGACAAAGAACUUUUUGUGCAUUGUUUUAUCCCAUAGGUACAUAGAGUAAGAGUUAAAGAUUGUGAUUUUUAUGGAUCCAUGUUGUUUUACACUCCAUGCAUCCCUUGUGUGUUUGUUUGACCUGUGGCUUAAGUACUGCUGUCUCACAAAUGUCUCUAUAGGCCAGCAUGGACUAAGCAUAACAUGUUAUAAGCAUUCAUAACAUACCAUUAACAAUCAAAAAUGUGUUUGUGGAGUUAGGUGUUAUCUUUUUGCACGUCUUCUAUUGCAUGGUAUCAAAAGUUUAAAAAAAAAAAAAUUAUGGAGGAAAAAAAAAUCUUACAAAAAUUUUUUGCGAGGUGUCUCUCGCAAAACAUUCAAAGACAUAACGCUGCAUGCAGUCAAAUGUAAAGCACUUAAGUUUACUCGCCUCAUGUUUAAAAAAAAGAAAAGAAGAUUUUUUUUGUUUUGUUUUUUUGUUUUGUUCUUUUUAUGUCGUGAGUUGGGAGGGAGCUCAUUUAUUGUCAUGUUGGCCCUAAAAAAAAAAGAAAAAAAAAGACACACACACACAUACACACACACGCAUACACACACACACAUCUCAGAUCCAAUUCUCAUCAAUGAAGUUCAUCAUCUCUCUCUACACAUCAUCCGAGAAGAAGAUCAUUUGAUUUUUUAGGGUAAAGUGAGGAGUAUUAAAAAUGUGAAACAAGCAAACGUGAAAAUGUUAUUCAGUGCAUUGGCUCCUUGUGUUUUGCUUUUUUUUUUUUUUUUAAAGAUAGCAGGCAUGCAUCUAUUUUUGUUUUUACAAAACAGGUUGAACCUCAUAUAACCUGUCCCAUAAUGUUUCAAGGGUUUAUUUCUAAUGUCACAGCUUGAAAGCCCAGAUCUAAUCUAUGAAUGUACCCAUUUACUUUUUUAUUUUUAAUUUCUGUCGAAUGUUAUAUCAGUCUUUAAUGUAAAUUCAGGGCAGGAAUGUCAAAUACAUGUAGAGUUAAUAUCUAUGUCAAUAACAGAUUUCAGCUAUAGUCAGGUAGGCCUCACACGGGCCAUAGUCAUGAACCAGAUAUGUUUUAACACAACUUCCGAUUCGCUGUCAACAUUAUCUUGUUUGUUUGGUGUUGCAUAAAUGCACUUUACUGAUCAGUGGGGUCAUACUGGGUGUGAAAUGAAGCAAACCAUGUUGGCAUUCAAGAGUUUUUUUUUUCUUCUCAUUCUUUGCUGUUGCUCUGAUGUUACUUUUAUUAUUUUUUUUAAAUGUAUUUAUUCCCUGUUGGGUCUCAUGAAUGAUGGAAAGGGCUGGAGUCUCAGACAAAAUAGAAAAGUAGCACCUGUUUCCUCACUUGAAGGCUUCUCCUUCACAUUCCCUUCAGCAGAGGUUUGUGUCAAUCACUGAGUGCUUUGUUUUUAGCGAACAUGUGAAACCAGGAGCGAUCUGUUUGUCCUUUUUUAUUUAUUUUUUUUGCUUUAAAUUAUCAAUUAGAACACGGCUUUCAUUUUGUCCAGCAAAUUUUUUGGGACUGAAGCACUGGGCUGAAGGUACUGAGGGAUGCAAGCUCAAGGUCUGGCUGAUAUUACAGUCAGAUCACAAAGAGACAAAAUCGGCACCAGCAAAAAAUGAAGAUUGCCUCUGCCACCUCAACAUGAUCAAAAUCACAGAGGAAACCUAUUAGACUUUGAGUGGCCUAGUUACAUGAAUGAUAUUUCUCUCUCAUUAUUUUGUGUUACAAAUCCCAUGUCGUUGCAUUUUACGGCUUCAUGUCAGAAUGCCAAAAAAAAAA